AUACAAAUAUAUAUACAUAUACAAACAUCGUAUAUAUCAAGUAACAGAGAGAAAAAUCUUUUUCUUCCUCUCCUUGAUCGGAGGGUCGCCGUGUUGAAAAGGAUGGAUGGUGGUGGAGAGACGACGGCGACAACGACGAUGGAGGGGAGAGGGUUGAAGAAAGGGCCGUGGACAACGACGGAGGAUGCGAUCUUGACGGAGUACGUGAGGAAACACGGCGAAGGUAAUUGGAACGCCGUGCAAAAGAACUCAGGUUUGCUCCGGUGUGGCAAAAGUUGCCGGUUACGGUGGGCGAAUCAUCUCCGGCCAAAUCUAAAGAAAGGAUCUUUUACUCCUGAUGAAGAAAAGAUCAUCAUCGAGCUUCACGCUAAGCUUGGAAACAAAUGGGCUCGUAUGGCUUCUCAGUUACCUGGAAGAACAGACAACGAGAUCAAGAACUAUUGGAACACGAGGAUGAAGAGAAGACAAAGAGCUGGUUUGCCUUUAUACCCUCAUGAGAUUCAACAUCAAGGAAUUGAUAAUGAUGAUGAGUUUGAGUUUGAUUUAACUUCCUUCCAGUUCCAAAACCAAGAUCUUGAUCAUAACCACCAAAAUAUGAUUCAAUACACUAAUUCUUCUAAUACUUCAUCAUCUUCGUCUUCAUUCUCUUCUUCAUCUUCUCAACCUUCAAAAAGGCUGCGUCCUGAUGAUCCUUUAGUCACUACUAAUCCCGGCCUAAACCCGAUCCCCGAUUCUUCGAUGGAUUUUCAAAUGUUCUCUCUUUACAACAAUAGCCUUGAGAAUGACAAUAACCAGUUUGGUUUCUCUGUUCCUUUGUCCUCAUCAUCCUCGUCCAACGAUCCCAACCACAUCCUUGAGUUCAUCUCCGAGAAUUCGGACACAAACAAUACAAAUAAGAAAGACAUUGAUGCUAUGAGUUAUAGUUCAUUGCUUAUGGGAGAUCUUGAGAUAAGACCGAGUUCUUUCCCUUUAGGACUAGAAAAUUCCGUCCUAGAGCUUCCUUCAAACCAAACACCGACCCAUUCGUUCAGUUCUAAUCCUAUUCUCGACAAUGGUGUCCAUCUUGAGCCACCAGCUGGCAACAGUGGACUACUUGAUGCUCUCUUGGAGGAGUCUCAAGCCUUGUCUCGAGGCGGAGUCUUCAAGGACGUUAGGGUUUCCUCGAGUGAUCUAUGUGAGGUUCAAGAUAAGAGGGUGAAGAUGGACUUUGAGAAUCGGUUAAUAGAUCAUCUAAACUCUUCUCAUCAUUCAUCAUUGGGAACAAACCCUAAUAUUCACAACAAGUACAAUGAGCCAACAUUAAUGGUGAAAACAACGGUGGAUGAUGAUGAUGACUUAUUGAUGAGCCUUCUCAACAACUUCCCUUCAGCCACAACACCGUUGCCUGAUUGGUACCGGGUGACGGAAAUCCAAAACGAAGCCUCAUAUCUUGCUCCACCGAGCGGAUCAAUUCUAAUGGGAAACCAUCAAGGUAACGGGAGGGUGGAACCACCCACGGUGCCACCUUCGUCCAGUGUAGAUCCUAUGGCCUCGUUGGGGUCAUGCUAUUGGAGCAACAUGCCUAGCAUCUGUUAGUUUGGAACCUCCUCAUGAGUAAAAUCAUUUCUUUGAUUUGGAAAAGAGAAAGCUAAUUGUGAGCUCAAUUUGUCUUUGUUGUGUAAAAUCUUCUUCAACUUGGGCUGUGCUAUGAACUUUUAUGUUAACAUGUUUUCAAGGAACAAAAGAGAAAUUAAAAGAGA
Molecule: messenger RNA, 1739 nt
Organism: Arabidopsis lyrata subsp. lyrata
Lineage: Eukaryota; Viridiplantae; Streptophyta; Magnoliopsida; Brassicales; Brassicaceae
Product: transcription factor MYB101
Exons: 3
Coding region: 103-1575 (490 amino acids)
Source: RefSeq, a predicted model, not a curated record